Cladocopium goreaui is the source of this 2837-nucleotide messenger RNA. NCBI's taxonomy places the organism in Eukaryota, Dinophyceae, Suessiales, Symbiodiniaceae. The record is from the annotation of a GenBank genome assembly.
GUAUGCUGCGAUCUGUUGCCGGUGCGCUCUUGGAUCCUUCAAGGGAGGUCCGGGGUGCUGCGGCAUCCUGCUUUGCCAGCUUCGCACGACGCAAUCCACCUCAAGAGCUGACAAAGGUGGUCUUUGAGCGCUUGCUCAAGCAAGAUCAGGAGUUCCGGACUGAUGAUGUGCAACGGAACUCUUAUCGCAUCUCAUUGUCGCGGGCGUUGUGGGAGGUCUGCAGGCGAUGCGACGAUAGUAUGAUAGAGUCUGAGCUCAAGUCGGCGAUUGCAUCCAAGGCCUUCAGUCUACGCUGGAGUAGCGAAGCCGAAGUGAAGACUGGCUGGGAGUCCCUUUGGGGUGAGCUUUGUCCCACAACUGCUGGCGGAGUUCAGCGUUAUCGCAGUGCCAUUUGUGCUGAGCUGGCAGAUGCAUUUGCAGAAAGUGUCUCUCGCGCUGACAAGGUCAGUGCUGCAAAGGCUGUCUCUGGUUUGGCAGCACAGCUAGAGAAGGUUGAUCCACGUCCGUGCUUCGCUGAGGACAGCAGCAUUCAAUGUCUUCUUGCAAGCUUGAAGGCAGCCGUGCAGACACUUCCAACCUUUGAUGGCUCCGGAAAUCUGGUUCGGGCGCUUGCCGACCUUGCUGCUGUCAGCUAUCGACGAAAGAGGGGUGAGGAAGCAGCUGGAGUCAAUGAAGAUGUGACUGGCAUCUCCUUGAUUCUGAGCUUUUGCUCGAAAGGCCCGCUGGCAGAACGCGCUGCUGUUGCGCAAGCCUAUUUAGAGGUGACUGCAGCAACCAGACUAUGGCCACCCUUGGCAGAUGCAGAAAGGCACUACAAAGAGGCGGCAUUGUAUGUUGAUCAGUUGCAACAAGAAGUUGAACAAGAGGAGAGAGAACCGGGGCAGGCUCCUCCGAAAAUCCACAGAGGGAAGGGCUCAAGUCCUGCCGAAGAGCUCCUAAGUUCCACACUGGACUUUUGGGCGACAGCACUGCAGCAAUGUCGGCGAGAGAUUGAAGAUGAAGGUGAUUUGGAGCCACCAGAAGGGGAGCUGGCCGCAUUCACAGGAGCAUCUCUGGCUGAAUUCAAGACAGGUUCCUUGACCUUACGUUUAUCAAUCAUCAGGUUAUGGAAGCAUGUCUUCAAACACUUUGCGCAGGAACAACUGUCGCUUCAAGCCUUGAGUGACGAGCACUUUGGGCGCAUCGUUUGGGCAAUACAGGACGCAUCAUGGGACCCGCGAUCUGAGAGACUUCGACGUCCAGCGUUGGAACUUGCCGCAAGCCUUGCCGAAGACACGGCCCAGAAGAAGGCGUUGCUUCGUGGUCUCCAUGCUGAAGCGGCGCUCGCUUCAGCAGAAUCCGCAGGAGCAGCAGCUGCUAGGGCAGUGCCUUUGACUGCCUGGCUUGAAAGGCCCCUCUUUCUGAAGAAUUUCGCGCAGAAUCAAAGUGCGCUCAAGGAUGGCAAGGUGAUGCUUUGCCCUCUGCAAGCUGUAGGCUCCAAUCCUAGCGCGAUGCCAGAGCCUUUGAGUCCGAAGUGGGAAGGCGUCCAAGCUCUGAUGCCCGCACUGCUGUUGCUCACAUUCUGCUUUUGUGAAGAGAUCAGGGUGUCCUGGCCACCGGUUGAGAAGCCCUCUGGCCAUGAUGAGCUCUGUUUGCAUUUAGCCCGCCUUCGAUGUGAACGGAAUAUCGAGGAGCUCUCUUUCCGACAGGAAUGCGAGGCACUUCUUGCCCGUGCUGUCGACCUCAGAGCUGACCGGAAAGAGCUGGGAGAGGAGACUGUUCGAUGGCAGAAACUGGCAGAGCACGAAGCUGAAAUUGAAGAGAGGAGCACUGCAAGGAGUGAGAAAGCCCAUCGGCUUUUGGUGAAUGAGCUCCAGGAAGGUCAAAAUGAGCUCAAAGCUGCUUCUGCUUCGUUGCGGGGUGUCUCAGCAGAUUGGGUGAUUGAAGACGAGCCCGAGAAGCGAUUGGAGCAAUCUAAGGCUGAGUGCCGCCGUGCCAGGGAUUGCGAAGAAGAGUACCAAGAGGCGCUAUCGGCCUCAAAGCAACUUGCCCGCUGUUUGCGGAACAAACUGGACUCCUUUACCCAGGACACAUUGCGGUCCACUGCUGAUACAGCGAAGAUGGCUUCUAGCCGUUGCGGAUUGCAGGAUCUUGAUAAACUACGCCAAGAAGUUCGACGUUUGAAUGUCCAAGUUGAGAUCGCCGAGAGGGAGUGCGGGGAAGAGGCCAAGAUACUUUGGCACCAGAAGGACACUGAGCUCCCUCGACUGCGGGCUGCUGAAUUAGAAAGGCAACAGCUUGUUGGGAGGCUCGGCCAGGCGCGGUAUGAUCGCGACCAUCUUGAGAGAAACUACACCCGCAUUCUCAAUGGAUUGCAGGAGCAUGAGGCGCGGAUGGAGCUUCAAUCGCAGCAGCUUUCAGAGGGAUUACUUCUGUGCAGACGUGAGGGAGAGGAGAUGGUGGCCACGAUGAAGGAGAACGACUGCAGCAUAGCUGAAAUGCGAAAGGAGAGGUGGGAGACAGAGGCAUUCAUCGAACAUUUGAGCAAUCAGGUUGCGAAGCUUGAGGACGAAAGAAACUCUCUAAAGUCCAGCCUCGGCAACGGCCCUGGCAGAUCAGGCGCCUUGACUGGCAUUGAUCACGAUGUACAGGUGAGUGUCUUGGCUGUGCUGGAUUCACAAGAUGCAAGCCUUCUUUCCCGACAAGAGCAGGAGGUAUGCCAAGAGUUGCUUCAAGAUGAGGCAGAUGCUCAGGCAGUAGUCGAGGAAAUGCAUCAACAGGAAGAUGCCCUACAAAAGGUGGAGAGUCGGAACGCUGAACUUCGUUCAGAGGUUGAAGCCUGCAAACCCUUGCUUUGA